GAUAUGAAAUAUGUUCCUUGAGGUUCUUAAUGAAGAGAUAGGUUACUCGAGUUUGUUGUCCACGCUGUUGAGAAAAUAUGGCAAAUGAUGUGGAAAAAUCUUGGAUUCAGAUACUUUUUGGUUAGUAAUAUUCGAAGGUUUCUUUUUCCCCCAUAUUUUAGAAAUAAGAAAAUUAAGAAAAAUACUAGAUAAUGCAAGAAGGCUCCUUGCCACUUAAAGCAUUAAAAAAUGCUUUGCAUUGCAGUGAUAUUACUCUUUGUUAUCUAUGUACUUUCAAUUAGUUAAAUGAAUUGAGAUACAUGGUUUUGGAUCAAAAAUAAGCAUGCUUUUACCAUGCCAACAGAAGAUAGUCAAAAUUUUGAAGAUAAAACUAAUGCUUCCCUUGGACAGAGUAGAAGGGCAAUAUAACUUAAUUUUCCACAAAUAUUAUGGUCAUCGAUGAAUGCAUCAUUGUAGUCUUUUCUUUGAAUGUCUGAGAAUUUAUUUAUUUUUAUUUAUGUUUAUUUCAUAGAUAUCGAGCAAUUACAAGUGCAUACUACCGGGGAGCUGUUGGUGCACUACUUGUCUAUGAUGUCACUCGACAUGUCACAUUUGAGAAUGUGGAAAGAUGGUUGAAGGAGCUACGAGAUCAUACCGAUGCCAAUAUUGUGAUUAUGCUUGUUGGUAACAAAGCAGACCUGCGACAUUUACGUGCUGUGUCCACUGAAGAUGCUAAGAAUUUUGCUGAGAGAGAGAAUACCUUCUUCAUGGAGACAUCAGCCCUUGAGUCUAUGAAUGUGGAGAAUGCUUUCACCGAAGUGUUGACUCAAAUAUAUCAUGUAGUCAGCCGAAAAGCACUUGAUAUUGGGGAUGAUCCUGCUGCUUUGCCUAAGGGACAAACCAUCAACGUUGGGGGCAGGGAUGAUGUUUCAGCUGUCAAGAAAGUUGGUUGCUGCUCUGUCUAAAUAUGGUAGGAUCAAGGGCGUCUCUGAUACACUUCAUUUUUCAUCCAUAUAAGCACAAGACCUUCAAGGCCAUCUUGCAGCUGCUCAAACGACCCUGAGAUCACAGUCUAGAAUCUGAAAGAAAUGCUGCAUCUCGUAAAAUUUUCUUAUUUGAUUUGACUUAAGUUGUUUCUAUUGUUUUCUUUUUCAGGUUUUUCUUUUCCUUUUUCCUCUUAAAUUUUCUCCCUCCCUCGUGUAAGGUUCUGCUUCCUAGCAUGGGUAGUUCUUGUUGUAUCUGAUUGCUCUAGGAUACAGUGUUUUCAGGUUGGCAUCACAGUCGUACUUCUAAACCAUCUAUUGGGCUCACAUGUCUUCAGUAACAAUAUGGACAGUCACAAGUCACAACCCAAAUGUGAAACAUGUAUCUAAAAUACUGGUAGUAGAAACUUCUGGAUAAAAAAAAAAGGGCUGA
Rubroshorea leprosula is the source of this 1395-nucleotide messenger RNA. The record is from the annotation of a GenBank genome assembly. Lineage: Eukaryota; Viridiplantae; Streptophyta; Magnoliopsida; Malvales; Dipterocarpaceae.